UGGCAGGCUGUGAGCCGCCGCCACCGCCGCCGCCGUCGCAGAAAUGGCCGCCCCCCGAGAGACUGAGCGACGCAUCCGCGCCAACGACCGGGAGUACAAUGCCCAGUUCAGCUACGCGAACAACUACAUCAAGACGUCCAAGUACAGCGUGCUGACGUUCCUGCCGCUGAACCUGUUCGAGCAGUUCCAGCGGCUCGCCAACUUCUACUUCCUGUGCCUGCUCGUGCUGCAGAUGAUCCCCGCCAUCUCGUCGCUGACGCCCAUCACGACGGCGGUGCCGCUGCUCGGCGUGCUCGCCCUCACCGCCAUCAAGGACGCCUACGACGAUUAUCAACGACACAUGAGCGACUGGCAGGUGAACAAGCGGCGUUCAAAGGCACUGCGUGAGGGCAAGUUGGUGGAGGAGCGUUGGGCACAAGUGCAAGUGGGCGACGUCAUCCGCAUGGAGAAUGACCAGUUCGUGGCUGCAGACGUGCUGCUGCUCACCACCAGUGAGCCGAACGGGCUCUGCUUCAUCGAGACUGCCGAGCUGGAUGGGGAGACAAAUUUAAAAUGCAGGCAGUGUCUGCCAGAAACAGCAGAAAUGGGUCAGGAUGAUGCAUUGAUUGGAGCCUUUGAUGGGGAAAUUGUUUGUGAAACACCGAAUAAUUUGCUUAACAAAUUUGAAGGAACACUUUCAUGGAAAGGCAAAAGGUAUCCUCUUGAUAAUGACAAAGUUGUCUUGAGAGGAUGUGUUCUCAGGAAUACACAGUGGUGCUAUGGAGUUGUUAUAUUUGCUGGUAAAGACACAAAGUUGAUGAUGAAUUCUGGAAAAACCAAAUUCAAACGCACAAGCAUUGAUAGGUUAUUGAAUUUCAUUAUUAUUGGGGUAAUUUUGUAUGUUUUAUGUUGCAGAUUGUAUUUUUUUCUACUGUCCAUGUGCCUCUUUUGUAUGAUUGCUUGUGGCAUUUGGGAGACAAUGGUAGGUCGUUAUUUCCAAGUAUACCUACCUUGGGACCAACUGGUUCCUUCUGAGCCUCUAGAGGGUGCUACCGUUAUUGCACUACUGGUGUUUUUCUCGUAUGCCAUUGUGCUCAACACCGUCGUGCCUAUUUCUUUGUAUGUCAGUGUGGAAGUGAUAAGAUUUGCCCAGAGUUUUUUAAUAAAUUGGGAUGAAAAAAUGCAUUAUGAGAAAACAAAUACAUCGGCAAAAGCUCGUACAACCACUCUAAAUGAAGAACUGGGACAGAUUGAGUAUAUCUUCUCGGAUAAAACGGGAACCCUUACUCAGAAUAUAAUGACAUUUAACAAAUGUACGAUUGCUGGAAAAUGUUAUGGGGACAUAUUUGAUGAACAAACUAAUGAACUUAUAGAAAUCACUGAGAGCACACCAACAGUGGACUUUUCUGCAAAUCCUGACUAUGAACCAGAAUUUAAGUUUUAUGAUGGCAGCCUCUUGGAUGCUGUCAGACAAGGGGACCAGAAUGCACACAACUUUUUUCGUUUGCUAGCUCUUUGUCACACUGUAAUGCCCGAAGAAAGAAAUGGGAGAUUAGAGUACCAAGCCCAGUCUCCAGAUGAAGCAGCACUCGUAUCUGCUGCUAGAAAUUUUGGUUUUGUCUUCAAAGAGAGAAGUCCAAACAGCAUUACAAUUGAGGUGAAUGGUAAGAGUGAAAUCUAUGAGCUCCUGUGCAUUCUGGAUUUUAAUAAUGUUCGUAAACGGAUGUCAGUAAUACUUAGAAAAAAUGGACAAUUAAGGCUGUACUGCAAAGGAGCUGACAAUGUGAUCUAUGAGCGAUUAAAAGAUGGUGACAUCGAUAUAAAAACAAAAACGCAAGAACAUUUAAACAAAUUUGCAGGAGAGGGCCUGCGUACUUUGUGCCUUGCUAUUCGUGACCUGGAUGAGGUGUUUUUCAACAAUUGGAAACAACGUCACCAGGAAGCAGCUGUGUCUAUGGAUAAUCGGGAUGAAAAAUUAGAUGCAAUUUAUGAAGAAAUUGAGAAAGACAUGACUUUAUUAGGAGCGACAGCUAUUGAAGACAAACUUCAAGAUGGAGUUCCACAAACUAUUGCCAAUUUGGGACUGGCUGGUAUAAAGAUUUGGGUGUUGACAGGUGAUAAACAAGAGACUGCAAUAAACAUCGGCUACUCGUGUCAGUUAUUGACAGAUGAGAUGGCAGAUACCUUCAUUGUGGAUGCCCAUAUCUAUGAUGAAGUGGAGACACAGCUUUUGAAAUUCAAAGAUACUGUGCAAAGCAGCACCAACCUUAUAGCUGGCGAUAACAGCAACCAUCAUGCACCAGAUGGGGUACAGCUGCAGAAUCAAACAUUGGCAUUAGGCAAUCGUCAUCGUCAACCUGAUAGUGCAGUCAGCGUGGUCACUUUCAGGUGGGACCGUCACAGUGAAUCGGAAUACCAGCGAGGUACAAGUGCGGGUGGUCUCAGUAAUGACGAGAUGGACCCAACUAGUUCGUUUGCACUUAUCAUCAAUGGCCACUCAUUGGUACAUGCUCUGCAUCCACAAAUGGAGGCACUGUUCUUAGAAGUAGCAAGUGCUUGUAAAUCUGUCAUCUGUUGUCGAGUGACUCCACUCCAAAAGGCAAUGGUGGUAGAGUUAAUAAAGAAAAGCAAAAGUGCCGUAACUCUCGCUAUUGGUGAUGGUGCCAAUGAUGUAUCUAUGAUAAAAGCUGCACACAUUGGUGUUGGCAUCAGUGGCCAAGAAGGAAUGCAGGCUGUGUUGGCGUCGGACUACUCCAUAGCACAGUUCAGGUUCCUUGAGCGACUGUUACUAGUUCAUGGCCGAUGGUCCUAUUACCGCAUGUGCAAGUUUCUUCGAUACUUUUUUUAUAAGAACUUUGCAUUCACAUUGUGCCAUUUUUGGUUCGCCUUCUUCUGUGGAUUUAGUGCACAGACUGUUUUCGACCCUAUGUUCAUCUCAGUUUAUAACCUUUUCUACACUUCGCUACCAGUGCUGGCGCUGGGGAUCUUUGACCAGGAUGUCAAUGAUCGUAACAGCAUAUUGUACCCAAAACUGUACACUCCUGGACAUACAAACCUGCUCUUCAAUAAGAUGGAAUUCUUUCGGAGUGCAUUACAUGGAAUAUUUACAUCAUGUGUUCUGUUUCUUAUCCCAUAUGGUACAUACAAAGAUGGUGUUUCACCAAAUGGUUAUGUACUGUCAGAUCACAUGCUCCUUGGGAGUGUUGUUGCCACAGACCUUGUUAUUGUGGUCACAGCACAGGUUGCGUUGGAUACUGCUUACUGGACAGUGUUCAACCACAUCAUGGUGUGGGGAUCCCUCGUGUGGUACUUCAUUUUACAAUACUUUUACAAUUACGUCAUUGGUGGGAGCUACGUUGGAUCUCUCACUAUGGCAAUGAGUGAAGCGACAUUCUGGUUCACUACGGUGCUGACAGUAACUGUAUUAAUGGUUCCUGUGCUGGCCUGGAGGUUCUACUUUGUGAACGUCCGUCCAACUCUCUCUGACAGGGUACGCUUGAAGCAACGCCUUGCACAGCUCAGGUCACGACAGUCACAAGAUGUUUUACGGACACCAUCUGCUCGAAGAACGCGUCGUUCCAUUCGCUCAGGCUAUGCUUUUGCUCACCAGGAGGGUUUUGGACGUCUCAUAACAUCAGGCAAGAUAAUGCGCAAGUUACCGAGGCCCAAUGGAGAAUUCUUCUUUCCAUCCUUCAGCAACCAUUCGUUGGGAGGACCGUCAAAUUCUGUGGACAUGCAACCACAUUUGUGAUUGCAGUGUUACAGUGCCUCAGAUUUUGUUGGCAGUUCCCAUAUGCUGCCUCUGUUGUUAAGUGCAUUUCACUACCUCUAAAUUGUGCCAGAUUGUCAGUCUCCAAUUCAUUCCAGUCAGUUGAACAAUCUCGUCCGUGUUGUGUAGUUUGUGAGUGGAUGUAAAACAACUGGCGUUGGUUGGAAAGAGGACGCUAAGUAGGAACUGACGUUUAUUUUGAAAUUGUGAGGAGCUAUACUAAAAUAAAUUUAUAUUGUCUAAUUUUAUACUACAGUAUUUGAUGAACAGGAGCUAUUAAAAUUAUUGUAAACUAUCCCCUGUAAGACACAUGAUUGUCUGUGUCUUUCUGUGUCUAUACCAGUAGUAAAAAUUCCUAUUAAAUGUUUUAGCCAUACUGGAUCCAUAAAAUGUAAAAUGUGUCAAUCUUCCACAAAAAAUUUUUGCUUUUAAAAAAAUUAGAAAUAAAAGAGAUCUCAGAGAGGAGGAUUCUUUUGUUCUUGACAAAUGAAAGUGUCAUACUGCUAUUCUGCUGAUGUUCUAGCAGGGGUAUGUGCUGCAUGUGAAGUGACCAAAGAAAAUAAUCCUCCCUCUUUAUUUUUUUAAAAAUGUAUCAUUUUUUUAAGAUGAUAAUUUUAUUGACUGCCUCAUGAGUCACUACUGAAAGCUGCUGGAAGUAGUGUGGUGCUGGGUUCAGUCUCAUGUUGGAACUGUGUUUUUUUUUUUCGCUGCACAGCUUAAUGUAUUGGAGAGACCUCUUAAGUGACGUCAUAACUUUUAUAAAAUAUGUAUAUAAUUAUAUGUAUAUCUAUGAUGCUUGUUGGCUUUCACUUUGUAAACAGUAUUAAUGUAUGUUUUUGCCACUUUUGUGGAAGGGUAUUGUAAAUAUUUCUGCUGCAUUUCUUAUUUUUUUAUUUAUUUGCCAUUUGAUUAUGAUGGGAGUUGUGUAAUAAUGCUGAGGUACAUACUCUCAAAAUAAUUCAGUUGUUUCUUUAAGUGUUGCUACAAAUCUGUCUGUAGCUCUACAAAUACUUUUAUGCACAAAACACAGUGUGGUACAAUAAGAUGAGAUGUUGUAUACUUACAUGUUAAUGAGUGCAUUAUCACAAAUCGUGCUGAAAACUUCAAUGAAGAAGGUGUAGACUUUGGUUAUUUCAUACCACUUAUGCACCACAGUCACUGUUCAGAUGAGUCUUGCAGAAAAUGUAGGUAAUUUUGUUUCCCCCCUUCCUUGUGAGUUCAGAAACGUGCACACAGUUUUAAUUUUGAAGUGUGUCCUGAAAAAAAUUAAUAAAUAUAUAUAAUUUUUUUAGUCCUACAUCAUUGGCUGUGUGUUCAGCUAUUCUGAAGAGACAAUAUGCUGGGCAUUAUAUAACUGCUGUCUUAAUAAAAUUAAAUCAGAGUUACAAUAUAAUAAUUCGUUUGCCUUUAUGUUGGAGUGAAUGUGAGAGACCAUACAAUGGAAAAUAUGAGAGACAAUCUUUGUUUUCAAACAUAUAACCUUGUCUUUCUCUUUUAAGUAAGAGAUAUGCUGUAAGUGAAACAAAUAUUUUUGUAGAAGAAAAAAAUUUAAGGAGAACUAUUAAUGUUGUCAGGCUGGUAAGUCACCUCUCAAAUAUUUUGCUGUCUAAAGGGCUAUGGCCAUUCCUGUAAUUUACUUAACUAUAUAUGGGAGUGUGGGAGAUGUGGUAGAUAAUUUGUGGUUGUUGCAAAAAGUAUGUAAUGGGUAUACAGAUUUUUGUCAUAUUAUGUAAGAAAGAUUUAUAAUGCUGUGGCUGGCAUGGGUUUGGGUGCUCUGUUGGGGACCAUAACUAAACACAAUGGAUAUAUUAGUAUGCUGCAGUGUUGCCUAAUGCAAGCUAAUUCUGUAAAAUGAUUUCAUAACUGAGUAACAAACUCAUAAAACUAUUGAAACCAAAGACUGAAGCUUCAUGUUAGCAGUGCUUUGUAUAUUAGAAUCCAUUAUCUCCCAAUAUAAGAUCUAUGCAAAGUGCUGUCCUCAUUACUUGGACUAGACUCAGUUACAUUAAUGUUACAAAGAUUAUUCAAAUCAUAAUGCAUCUCAACCCACUCUCACCCUAAUUUCUUCCUAAACCUCUAUUUCUUAAAGAUACACAAGUCAGCUAAUGUAAUGAAGAUGACUGAGAUGCAAGCGUUUUGCUUGUGUGGCUUUUGUGUGACACAAAUUGCAGAGUUUCUAUUAGCAUCCAGAACAAUGUUAGAUUAAAGUUCUAGUUUCAUAUGAAAAGAUUCCAAAAUAAAAUUCUGGUUAGCUGUAUAUAAUUGUUGUCUGUCCACAUACAUACUUCCUCAUAUUUCUUAAAAGUUUUUCUUGAGUACAUGUUUUGUCAUCACUUCAAAGUAUUCUCUGUCUGAGUUUUUUUAAUCAAAUUAAACUUCUUUUGAUAGCCAAAUCUCUGAAAUAAGUAAAUAUGAGGCUAUAAAUGAGAAUUGGUGAAAACUAUAUUUUUGGUCAUAUUUCAUUCAUUUAAUUUUGAAUCAUCAUUUGAUGUAUUUGUGAUAUGAAUAUGAUUUUCUAAAAAAUGCCUUAUUGAUUUGUGGAAGAUUUGUAUGGCAUAGUGAUAAAUGAUGUGUCUGAAUGUUGAAUUUGUCAUCUGCUGUAUAAAAAUGUUGUUGAUGUGAUUGAAAAUAAGCUACAGAAUAAAUUUAUUUUCUAAGAAUGUGAAUUUAAUAAUUUAUAAAAAUGUCAACAAAAAUCACAAAGCUAUUUAUAAGUUUUAUAAAAAAAUAGUUUAAUGAUUUUUGUACUCCAAUCUCUAGUUAGUAUUAUGUUCACAACAGUACUGAAACACAAUUUAAGUGCACAUUAAACUGCCAUCUCUUGUUAUUAUGAGAAAAACUAUUUUUGUUUUAAAUACUAUAUUGUGAAAUGAAAGUGCGACUAUCAUUGAAGGCUGCGUGUGAUACAUUAUUAUUGUUUUUUCAUCAGUAUUGGAUGUAUCAGAUAAAUGUACUUAGUUGAUAUAUUCUUGUAUGUAAUGUGUAAAAAAUGAAAAAAAAAAUAGUAGCAGCAUUGUAAAAAUCUAAAGAUGGCACAGAGAGACACUCUAUCAGUAAUGUAUGUGAAUGUAUGUCCAAGUGGUGCUUAAAGUUGUUUUGCCCAUUCUGUGCUGUAAAAUAAACAGUUACUAUAAUUUUUAUGUUAACAGUAAAAUGUGGUGGAAUUCGAUAUGUCUUCAU
Molecule: messenger RNA, 6928 nt
Organism: Schistocerca americana (American grasshopper)
Lineage: Eukaryota; Metazoa; Arthropoda; Insecta; Orthoptera; Acrididae
Gene: ATP8B
Product: phospholipid-transporting ATPase ID
Biological process (GO): Golgi organization; phospholipid translocation
Cellular component (GO): plasma membrane
Molecular function (GO): ATP hydrolysis activity; magnesium ion binding; ATP binding
Source: RefSeq, a predicted model, not a curated record